Messenger RNA from Vigna radiata var. radiata (mung bean), 4859 nucleotides. RefSeq names its product myosin-6-like. Bases 1 to 4491 code for a protein of 1496 amino acids. Gene Ontology annotation, cellular component: myosin complex; vesicle; cytoplasm. The transcript is spliced from 39 exons. Gene Ontology annotation, molecular function: ATP binding; microfilament motor activity; actin filament binding. The record is from RefSeq and is a predicted model, not a curated record. NCBI's taxonomy places the organism in Eukaryota, Viridiplantae, Streptophyta, Magnoliopsida, Fabales, Fabaceae. Gene Ontology annotation, biological process: vesicle transport along actin filament; actin filament organization.
AUGGUGAUGCAAUCCAAGGCUGGUCAACUCAAUCUUGUAGUGGGGUCCCAUAUUUGGGUAGAGGACCCUGAGUUAGCUUGGAUAGAUGGAGAAAUCCAGGAAUCUAAAAAGGACGAGGUCACGAUUCUCUUUGAAUCGGGCACGAGGGUUGUGAGCAAAUCCGCUAACAUGUAUCCCAAAGAUCCAGAAUUCCCACCUACUGGUGUGGAAGAUAUGACAAGACUGGCAUAUCUGCAUGAACCAGGAGUUCUUCAGAAUUUGCAUAUUCGAUAUUCCAUAAAUGAGAUCUAUACUUACACGGGAAAUAUAUUGAUAGCUGUGAACCCUUUUCAAAGGUUACCUCAUUUAACUGAAACUAGUACCAUGGCAAAGUAUAAAGCUGCGGCUUUUGGUGAGCAGAGCCCGCAUCCUUUUGCAAUUGCAAGUUCUGCAUAUAGAAAGAUGAUAAACGAAGAAAAAAGCCAAUCUAUUUUGGUUAGUGGAGAAAGUGGAGCUGGCAAGACAGAGAGUACAAAGAUGCUUAUGCACUAUCUUGCUUUUUUGGGAGGGAGAGCAGCAACUGAAGGACGGUCUGUGGAGCAACAAGUUCUCGAGUCCAAUCCAGUUUUAGAAGCAUUUGGCAAUGCAAAGACCGUUAGGAACAAUAAUUCUAGUCGUUUUGGUAAGUUUGUGGAGAUUCAGUUUGAUCAAAAGGGGAGAAUUUCAGGAGCUGCUAUCAGAACAUAUUUGCUGGAACGAUCCCGUGUUUGUCAAGUUUCUGAUCCUGAGAGAAACUAUCAUUGCUUUUAUAUGCUGUGUGCUGCACCAAAAGAGGAAUCUGGUAAGUACAAAUUGGGAGAUCCAAGAAAAUUCCAUUACCUUAAUCAAUCAAAUUGCAUUGAGUUGGAUGGGUUGGAUGAUUCUAAGGAGUACCUUGCAACUAGGAGAGCUAUGGAGGUUGUUGGGAUCAGCGGAGAUGAGCAGGAUGCUAUAUUUCGAAUAGUAGCUGCAGUACUUCAUUUAGGAAACAUUGAGUUUAUUAAGGGUUCGGAAGAUGAGUUGGAUUCCUCUCAGCCCAAGGAUGAAAAAUCCAUUUACCACCUAAAAACAGCAGCCGAGCUUUUGAUGUGUGACGAGAAGUCCCUUGAAGACUCUUUCUGCAAACGUGUUAUGGUGACUCGUGGUGACACCAUAACAAAAUCACUUGAUCCAACUGCUGCAGCCCUCAGCAGAGAUGCAUUGGCUAAAAUAGUUUAUUCAAGGCUUUUUGACUGGAUUGUGUGCAAGAUAAACAACACUAUUGGGCAAGAUCCAGAUUCAACUAAAUUGAUUGGGGUUCUUGAUAUAUAUGGAUUUGAGAGUUUCAAAACCAACAGCUUUGAGCAAUUCUGUAUCAAUUUGACAAAUGAGAAAUUACAGCAGCAUUUCAACCAGCAUGUCUUCAAAAUGGAGCAAGAGGAAUAUACAAAGGAAGAGAUUAAUUGGAGUUAUAUUGAGUUCGUUGAUAAUCAAGAUGUUCUUGAUCUCAUAGAGAAGAAACCUGGUGGCGUUAUUGCUCUCCUGGAUGAGGCCUGUAUGUUUCCAAGAUCAACGCAUGAAACAUUUGCUGAAAAGCUAUACCAAACCUUUAAAGACAACAAACGCUUCAGCAAGCCGAAGUUGUCUCGCACAGACUUUACCAUUAACCACUAUGCCGGUGAUGUCACUUAUCAAACUGAUUUUUUCCUUGAUAAAAAUAAAGACUACGUUGUUCCAGAGCAUGCUGCUCUACUCAGUGCUUCGAAGUGCUCCUUUGUUUCAGGGUUGUUCCCUCCUUUACCCGAGGAAACUACAAAAUCGACAAAGUUCUCUUCUAUAGCCACUCAGUUUAAGCUACAACUGCAAUCUUUGCUUGAAACACUAAACGCUACCGAGCCUCACUAUAUUCGUUGUGUAAAGCCAAAUAAUCUUCUCAAACCUGGGAUAUUCGAGAACAAUAAUGUGUUGCAGCAGCUUCGAUGUGGAGGAGUAAUGGAGGCAAUUCGUAUAAGUUGUGCUGGAUAUCCCACUAGAAAGUCCUUUGAUGAAUUUGUUCAGCGGUUUACCAUCCUGGAACCUAAAGUUCUGAAAUCAUGCCCUGAUGAGGUGACAGCUUGCAAGAGGCUUCUAGAUAGAGCGAACCUUAAAGACUAUCAGAUUGGAAAGACAAAAGUGUUUCUAAGAGCAGGUCAAAUGGCAGAACUAGAUGCAUGUCGUGCUGAGGUCCUAGGAAUGUCUGCAAGUGUUAUUCAGAGAAAAGUCCGCACGUUUCUUUGUCGGAAACAUUACGUCUUAUUGCAGUUGUCGGCCACAGAACUUCAAAGGGUUGCGAAAGGACAACUUGCACGACGUCAGUAUGAAUGCAUGAGGAGGGAAGCCGCUUCUAUAAAAAUUCAGAAAGAUUGCCGCAUGUAUAUUUCCAGAAAGUCUUACAAAACUAAAUAUGCCUCGGCGAUUUGUAUUCAAACUGGAAUGCGAGGGAUGGCUGCUAGAAAUGAUCUUAGCUUCAGGAGACGGACAAAAGCUGCAAUUAUUAUUCAGGCUCGGCAAAGAUGUCAUUCGGCUCGUACUUAUCACCUGAAGCUAAAGAAAGCAGCAAUUUUUGCACAGUGUUCCUGGAGGAGAACAAUAGCACGGAGAGAACUUCGAAAGCUUAAAAUGGCUGCCAGGGAAGCUAAAGCACUUGAAGAGGCAAAAAAUAAUCUGGAAAAGCAAGUCAAAGAGUUAACUUCAAGUCUAGAAGAAGAAAAGGCGAUGAGGUUCCAAGAAAUUCAGGAAGCCAAGACACAGGAAACUGAAAAACUACAACAUGCUUUGAAAGAGAUGGAGCUUCAGCUCCAGGAAACUAAGGCAGCGCUCAUUCAGGAACAAGAAGCUGCCAAGAAAUUAGCUGAUCAAAACCCAAGUUUACAGGAGAAAUCUGUUAAUGAUGUUGACAAUGAAUUGAUCAGUAAGCUUACAGCAGAAAAUGGUCAACUCAAGAAAGAAAACGAACAGCUUAAGGAAAAAAUUGAUGAAACAGAGAGGAAAUAUGAAGAAUGUAACAAGAUUAGUGAGGAGCGCAUGAAUCAAAUUAUAGAGACAGAAUCAAAGAUGAUUGAGAUAAAGACAAAUAUGCAGAGGCUUGAAGAAAAAGUGUCCGAUAUGGAAACUGAGAAUCAAGUUUUGCGGCAGCAAACAUUGUUGAGUUCAUCAUCAUCCAGAAGAAUGUCAGGAAAGUUUUCCCCUGCUACAGUUCCGCCUGUGGAAAAUGGCCAGGCGCAGCAGACUUCUGUUCCUGCAAAAACAUUUGGUUCAGAGGAUAGUAAAGGAAGGAGAUCUCUUAUGGAGAGACAUCAAGAGAGCAUAGAUAUUCUUUUCAAAUGUGUGACAAAAGAUCUAGGAUUCUGUGAAGGAAAACCUGUUGCAGCAUUUACCCUUUACAAUUGUCUGCUACAUUGGAAAUCUUUUGAAGCAGAAAAAACCAGCAUAUUUGAUCGUCUUAUUCAGAUUAUUGGUUCUGAAAUAGAGGAUCCAGACAAAAAUGAUUGUAUGGCUUAUUGGCUAUCCAACACAUCUUCUUUGUUUUUCCAUCUUCAUCGAUGUUUAAGAGUACCAACAGCACGGAAACCGCCCACUCCGACAUCAUUUUUUGGGAGGAUGACCCAGGGUUUUCGCUCAUCUAAUAGUCUUUCCAGCAGUGCUUUUGAUGUAGUGCAUCAGGUUGAUGCCAAGUAUCCAGCUUUGCUUUUUAAGCAACAGCUUGCAGCUUAUGUGGAAAAAAUAUAUGGAAUCGUUCGAGAAAAUUUCAAGGCAGAUUUAACACCUCUGCUUUCUUCUUGCAUUAAGGCAGAGAGAGAAUCAAAUGACAACAGCCAACAAGCUGGUUCUUGGCUCAGCGUUAUGGAAUGCCUUAAUAAAUAUCUCAAGAUUAUGAAAGAAAACUAUGUCCCUACUGUUCUAGUUCACAAGCUAUUUAAUCAAAUUUUUCAAUACAUCAAUGUGGAACUCUUUAAUAGCAUUCUUUUGCAUGGAGAAUGCUGCACAUUCAAACAUGGAGAAUAUAUAAAAUCAGGUUUGGCAGAACUAGAAGGAUGGUGUACUGAAGCAACGGAAGAGUACAUUGGCUCAUCUUGGGAUGAACUCAAACAUGCAACACAAGCAGUUAAAUUCUUGGUUGCAGAAAAGAAGGAAGAGCUAUCUUAUGAUGAUCUUACAAACGACCUAUGCCCCGUCCUGAGUGCUCAACAACUUUAUAGAAUAUGUACACUUUACUCUGAUGAUGAUGAUGACAAAAAACAAAGUGUAUCAGCAGAUGUCACUACUAGAUUGAAGCUUCUGAUGACAGAUGAUGCAGAUGAAGAUAGUAAAGCCUACUUGCUGGAGGACAACUCAAGCCAUCCUAUCAUAGUUGAAGAGAUCCCUUCUUCUCAAGAUAAGAGCACUCCAAAAGUAAAACCUCCUGCAGAACUUCUUGAGAAUGCAAACUUCCAAUUUCUGCAUGACUAUUUCUAGUUUCCCUGUGAUGCGGCUUAGCUUUUAAGGCUCAAAAUGUGUUCUCCUAUUCAACAUCAUGCUGUAAAUCCACCCAUUCUCACCCUGGCCCCUCCUCUCUUUUUUUCUUGUAUUUUGUGAGCAUUCAUCAUGUAUUGGUUGUGUUAGCAAAAAAGCAGGGUAGGUUUCAUAACAUCAUCUGUUCACAUUUUCUUUUCACCUCUUUUGUUAUUAGAUUAUUUGGAUGUUCACAAGGGGCGCAAUUCUUUGUAUUAGUGUGAAGAGAGAAAAGUUACCAUUUGUAAAAUAAUACUAGGAGUUGAUCACUUAGAUUUUGUUCUUCUGCCCUCAAAUUUCACGUUGUAGAAAUCAUUAUAUUACCAUUUUUG